UGUAUAUGAAAAUCUGCCUCCUGUCAAAGUCUGGGGCAUGCCACGGGACCCAGAGUCAAUCCCGGCCCACCACCUGCACGCGCUUCGAAAAUGCAGGAGACCCAGAACCGGCCGACCCCACCCUCAUUGGAGAAAAAGAAACCGGGAUCUUGUGGAAUACCCCUCCUUUCCGGGAGAGUGUCCACCGCAGGCCAGCAGAGCAGGCCUCAGGGCAGUGGGGGCCACGGCCUCCCUCGCAGAAGCAUGGCUCAGGUGUGAAGAAGGAUUUCAGGAUUCUCCUGGGACUCGGUCAUUAGCAGCUGAAAAGAAGACUAUUACAGAGAAGCACCUUGAAUUGUUUGCUAGUCCCAAAAAAGAAACUACCACAUCUAAGAGUGCCAGUGGGCUUACAGAUAUAACUUGGAGCUCCAGUGGAAGUGAUCAGUCAGAUGAAGAUGAACUGCAGUUUGUUGACUGGGAGAGGGACAGUGACAGGGAAGAUACUAACGAUGAGAAUGAAUUUGAAGACAGUGAGAGUGCUGUGGAGGAUGGCGAGAGUGCUGUGGAAAUAUCAGACUGUGCUUCUUGUGCAAGCAGUCGUUCUUUGACAAGUGAAGACAGAGUAUCUGAGCUUCCUAAG
Myotis lucifugus (little brown bat) is the source of this 619-nucleotide messenger RNA. RefSeq names its product DNA repair-scaffolding protein-like. The annotation marks the transcript as partial. The transcript is spliced from 5 exons. Gene Ontology annotation, cellular component: nuclear chromosome; nucleoplasm. The record is from RefSeq and is a predicted model, not a curated record. NCBI's taxonomy places the organism in Eukaryota, Metazoa, Chordata, Mammalia, Chiroptera, Vespertilionidae. Gene Ontology annotation, biological process: double-strand break repair via homologous recombination; regulation of establishment of protein localization to chromosome.